Molecule: messenger RNA, 792 nt
Organism: Aptenodytes forsteri (emperor penguin)
Lineage: Eukaryota; Metazoa; Chordata; Aves; Sphenisciformes; Spheniscidae
Product: actin-85C-like
Exons: 2
Coding region: 1-792 (263 amino acids)
Source: RefSeq, a predicted model, not a curated record
AUGGGGGCCAAGCCAGCGGAGAGGUACAAGACUUUGUGCGCUGCCAUCGACAUGGGGACGGGCCACACCAGGAGCGGGCUGGCCGGGGACGAGCAGCCACGGUCCGUGGUGCCCAGCCAGGCGGGGGGUGGCCCCAUCCUCACCCACGGCGUGGUCACUGACUGGUACGGGCUGGAGGAGCUGUGGCACCGCGUCCUCUACCAGAAGCUGGACGUCUGCCUCGAGGAGGUGGCGGUGCUGGCCACGGACACCCUGCUCUCCCCUGCUGCCAACCGGGAGAAGGUGGCUAAGCUGCUCUUCAAGGGCUUCGGCGUGUCGGCCAUGCUGGUGCUGCCCCGCUCCCUGCUCGCCGCCUACUCCUUCGGCCCAACCACCCGCGUGUGGGGCAUCGGCACCUCCUAUGCAGCGGGGGUGCGGGAGGGCUAUGCGCUGCCCCACGCCAUCUUCCGCCUGGACGUGGCCGGGGACGCCCUCACCUUCUACCUGGGCUGGCUGCUGGGGUCCCACGGGGUCCACCUGGGCGCCGAUCCCCUGCACUGCUUGAAGAAGACCUGCUGCUGCCUCCUGCCGGGGGCCGGGGGGGCCCUGCCCCUCACCCUGCCCGCCCUCGCCGCCGGGCCCCGGGCGCUGCCGGCACGGCACGGCAAGGCCGGCAUGUCGCAGCAUGGUGUUUUGGGAGCUUUAGCAACGGGCGAUGGGUGCCUCCAGUGUCGUGCCAGCAUCCCAUCGUGGGGUCCCGCUCGGGCCCAUCCAAGAGGGCUGGGGGGGCCUGGGAGCCCUUUCUCCUUCUGA